AGACCUUUCUGGGACUGUGUUUGGAGCUGAAUUCUUUCAGGUGGGUUUUAUGUCGUCAUAAUAUUUGGCACGGGUUAUGAAGGUGAAGCAGAUGCACUUUUUCUGUCCCGCACUCGGCGCACUGCGUCUUGGCGACAGCGGCGAAGUUACGCAUUUCCAAAUAGCCGAAGUUUAAGGAUUUUCACUCUGACGACCAGCAAACAAACGUUAUGGUGGAUUACAAUGUUUCCGAUUUACCAGACGCCCUAAUCUCAAAGAACGGUUUUAAAAUGGAGGAGCUGGCUCUAAUGGCCUUGCUGGAAUGUCCUCUGUGUCUGGAGCAGCUGGAUGUAUCAGCCAAGGUCCUACCCUGCCAGCACACUUUCUGUAUGCCCUGCCUGCAGAGGCAUGAGGCUGCCCACUCCCAGCUGUUCUGCCCAGAGUGCAGCGCUCCUGUUCCAGCCAGGACGGCAGAGGCGCUUCCUACAAACCUCCUGCUGGUGCGGCUCCUGGAGGGGCUGCAGGGUUCAAGUAGCAGAUACACGCAGAAAUAUGCAGUGCCCGUGUCUAGGGGCAGCUCCACAGGCUUUGAAGAUAAGCAGCAACAGGAGAGUCAAAACAGAGGGUUGGGCCAAGGGCUCGAUGAGGCUUCUCACAAGGCAUCAAUGUAUAGCUACAGAGGUGAUCUGUCAGGAGAGCCAGUCCUCUCGGCUGGUAACGCUAUCACACCAAAACACCAAGCGGAUGACGACUGGCACGACGGCGACAGUAGCAGUGCGUCUGUCAGUGCGCUGCAGGCCGUCAGCCAGACACCUCAGCUGCAGCCCCUCCAGCAGCUCCAAGCACCAGCUCUCUGCAGAGCACUGUGUGACUUUAACCCAGAAGAAAUGAAUCUGGAAGACAGUAAAUAUUUUCUCAGCUUCCUCGAGGGCGACGUCCUCACUGUCAUCAGGCGGGUGGAUGAAAACUGGAUUGAAGCCAAGCUUGGGGAGAAAGUCGGAUUCUGUCCUGAGCAGUUUACAAAGCCAAACCCUGUGGCUGCCAAACUGCUGAAGGGAAAGAGUCGGAGGGGGGGUGAUUCAGCAGAAUUUCACCAUCAGACUGUGAGCGGGGGCAAAGACAAGGCCACUGACGCAUCCAAUAGGACUGCCCAUUACGGAGUCCCUCAAGCCCCAGCUAAGACACCCAUCAUCAAUGCAUUGCCCCUCUCCAACCAGCGGAAACAGCCAGCAGCCAGAGGAAGCAACUUUUAUCAGACGAGAGACAACGUCAACACCUUCAACAGCUUCAACCGUCAGGGUCAGACACAGCACCUCUUUGUGCCCUCUGCCACCCAGGGCCACACUCAUUCUUCCAGAGUGAACUCUCAGCGAAGACACCACUCUGACUCGCAGAGACACCUGUUAAAAAUUGAAAAGAAGAUGACCAGCGAGACUCCUCCCACCAUCUCUAUGGCUCUGGUGAACCCCCAGAUGCUCUCUGCCUCUGCAGACGGCAAAAACUCCUCCACACAGCAGCUCUCCAUCAGCGUGUGUGCCGUCCUCUACUCCUACAAACCACGUCGAUCAGAGGAGCUGGAGCUGAGGAAAGGGGAGAUGGUGGGAGUGUACGGAAAGUUCAAAGAAGGCUGGCUGCGUGGGUUAUCGCUAAGAACAGGCAAAGUGGGCAUCCUUCCCGGCAACUACGUUACGCCUGUGCUCAGAACCUCAGCCAGACUGCUGGAGACCAAAGCGCAUAAUCCGUCCUCACAAUACAGCACUUUAUCUGGAAAGAAACACACAGCUGCCAAGAACCCUGCUGUGGUCCUUGCUCUUGAUAGGGUGAAUGGUGAUGGAAUGAUAUACCCAACAGGACAGGUCCCAUCUGUGCCAAACGGAGCACAGCAUGCAAUGUCAUCCACUGGGACUGGAAAACCUUCCUUCUCUGGGGGAUCACAAGGUUGGGAGACUGUAAGGCGUAUUUUUCACCCACACAGAGGCUCAAAUCGUCCAUCCAAUAUGGCCAGUUCACACAUUCCCCCCAACUCACAGCACUUUGCACAACAUCAGGCAUCCGGCUACUCACCUGCUCUGCAGAGAAAGAAGAACAGCAGCUUUGCAUCCAACUCUGGCAGACCACCGGGCUGGAUGACUGAACCAGCAGCGCCCUCUGCUGCUGCUAUCAUGAAGGACAGGAACUUUCAUUAUGACAAACAGCCUGGCACUGCCCCUCAAUCAAUUCUAGUCAGACCUGACACAAACAAGAAUAGCAUGGACAAGCCUGCAAAGUCAGUGCGGUUUGUCACCAAUGAAGACUCCCCUCCUCCAACACGUCGGACGUACUCUUGGUCAUCAGGAAAUCCAAUUCCAUCCAACGCCCGACGUGGGCCUUCUCCUUUAGAAGUGUGGGCCCCAUCCCUCACACUGGGAAGAGAUGGACCAGGGAUCAUCCUCAAAGACGGAAAAGGUCCUAUUCUCAGGAAAGGACUUGAAACAGCCAUCUCAGAUUUUUACUCUCCACAGAAACCAAUGUCCUCACAGCCAGCGCUAUCAGCUGUGUCAGCUCAGUUCAGCCCGAGCAGACACAGAGUGACCACAACACAUUUAGCCCAAACAGACUCAGAGCUCAGUCUGCUUCAAGGAGAGCUUGUCCUCGUCCACAGACCGCGACCUGAUGGUCGGGUUCUUGUUACUCAGGAGAGCAGCGGGCAGACAGGAUUAUUCCAGAGCAGUAUUCUUCAGUCCCUUGAACGCCUCAGCUGACUAUGUAUUCCCUCUGUAGGUUGUGUAAAUUCCAUGUUUUAAAACUGCCAAAUGACUUGAUUGACCUGGUGAUGGGUGUAAAGCUCCAAAGGUUAAUACUGCCAAACGACAAUCCGGUGGAAGGUGUUUGUUUGUGUCGUGAGUGCACAUGAAAACAUGGGCAAAUUCUCUGGAGAUCUCUGUUGCGUCCUUCAGCGUGCGUGCAUGUUUGUCCAGCACGUGUACUAUUACAAGAUUUUGCACAAAAAAAAAAAACACUUAAUGACUGUUCCUCAUUUUAUACCCAUGUUACACGCAUUUGUGAAUGCCUUUGUCGAUACCCACGAAGAAAGCAAACUAUAUUUGUAUAUAUAUUUAGAGAAAUUAUGAGGUGAAACAUCCUACGUAUGUGGUAAUAAAGUAUACGUCCAUGAA
Archocentrus centrarchus (flier cichlid) is the source of this 3134-nucleotide messenger RNA. It is a transcript of the gene sh3rf2, whose product is annotated as SH3 domain containing ring finger 2. The transcript is spliced from 11 exons. Bases 210 to 2720 code for a protein of 836 amino acids. The record is from RefSeq and is a predicted model, not a curated record. NCBI's taxonomy places the organism in Eukaryota, Metazoa, Chordata, Actinopteri, Cichliformes, Cichlidae. Gene Ontology annotation, molecular function: ubiquitin protein ligase activity; protein binding. Gene Ontology annotation, biological process: protein ubiquitination; negative regulation of apoptotic process; positive regulation of proteasomal ubiquitin-dependent protein catabolic process.